Messenger RNA from Leptinotarsa decemlineata (Colorado potato beetle), 709 nucleotides. It is a transcript of the gene CPR18, whose product is annotated as adult-specific cuticular protein ACP-22. Lineage: Eukaryota; Metazoa; Arthropoda; Insecta; Coleoptera; Chrysomelidae. Gene Ontology annotation, cellular component: extracellular matrix. The record is from RefSeq and is a predicted model, not a curated record.
UGUUGAAAAUUCGCCUUUAUCUUAAUGUAAUGUCCUUUCACAAAAUGAUUAGUAUAUAUUGGAAGUGUGUUACUAUAAAUUUGGUUAGUUCUUCGACUAAAGCACACUUACAGCAACUAUGAACACCCUAAUUUUAUUCAUCUCUCUGGCCGUUGUGAUCUCAGCAGGACCGCAAUACGGAGGCGGUUCAGCCGGAGGUCUUUUAGGCCAUCAUCAACCUUUAGAGCAUCAUAUAAUUGGACUUAGCCGUGGGGGAGAGGAAGAAGAACACUACGGCGGCGGUGAGGAAGGGGGGCAUGGAGGACAUGAAGAACAAAGCUACAAAGGAGAAUCCAUCGGUUUCAGUGGUUCAGACUUUAGAACUCCAGUAGAUGUUCACCACGAGAAGGAAAUCCACUUAAAGGCCAAACCUGAGUACCACUAUGAUUACCACGUAGCAGACCAUAAGCACAAGGAUUACAAGAGCAAGCAUGAAACCCGUGACGGUUACAAAGUGAAGGGUACCUAUAGCCUCUUGGAACCAGACCACAAGACCAUUAGGGUGAUAGACUAUGUUUCAGACAAGAAACUUGGUUUCAUCGCUAAGGUUUCUUACAAAAAACAUCAGUAAAUAAGUUCGGGGCUGUUAAAACUGUUAUCUUGUUGUAUUUUGUUUCAGUUAUGUAGUUCUAAUUUAUUUUAUUGUCGUUAACUUGUUUUAUUGCGAAAA